GUCUCGUGUUGGUACCCCCUCCACCCGACGACAGCGCGCCGAUCGCAGCCCCGCCCGCCACGAGGCAACCCGCCGUUUCGUCCCCAUCGCCGCAUCGCGAGUCGCCGCGCAGCUCGGCUGACGUGGACGAGGCCUACCCUGACGUGUCCUCGCUCUCAAUUGGCCUGGCGAACAGCACGAUCCCGUCGCUGGAGCAUGCUGACGUGGAAGUGGUGGUUCCCAGGCGAGCGGGCGACGAGCACGAAGCGGGGGGGAGUGGGCCGGGAGGGGGAGGCGGAGAGGGGGAGGAAGGGGCGGAGGGGGGCUUUGCGAGCAUGGAUGCGAUGCUGCAGUGGGCCAUAGAGCGGUCGGACCCGGAGGCGUUGAAGCAGAGAGCCAAGGAGGUGGCGGAGCUCACACCCGCGGAGCUGGAGGAGAAGCGAAAACACAUCCGCGACGUGGUGGAGGCCAUGCGCAUGCCGUCCCCCGGCGACCUCAUGCGCGCCGCCGUUGCCCACAUCGCCCCGGCUGCUGCUGCUAAUGGGGGGGCGCCAGGGGAGCAAGGGGGAGGGGAGGAGCAUGAGCGCGUGGUGGGGGCGCUGGAGGAGCUGUCGCAGCUGGUGGAGCCCGUGCAUGCCGCCAACGAUCUGCACAAGCUGGGCGGGCUGGCACCGUUGGGGGCGCUGGUGGCGCAUGCGAGCAGCGAGGUGCGCAGCAUGGCGGCGCUGGUGGUGGGCAAGGCGGCGCAGAACAACCGCCAAGUGCAGCACCAG
Closterium sp. Naga37s-1 is the source of this 752-nucleotide messenger RNA. The record is from the annotation of a GenBank genome assembly. Lineage: Eukaryota; Viridiplantae; Streptophyta; Zygnematophyceae; Desmidiales; Closteriaceae.